Messenger RNA from Sceloporus undulatus (fence lizard), 1597 nucleotides. RefSeq names its product leucine rich repeat containing 74A (gene LRRC74A). The coding region runs from base 1 to 1452 and encodes 483 amino acids. Lineage: Eukaryota; Metazoa; Chordata; Lepidosauria; Squamata; Phrynosomatidae. The transcript is spliced from 14 exons. The record is from RefSeq and is a predicted model, not a curated record. Gene Ontology annotation, molecular function: protein binding; calcium ion binding.
AUGGACUUUUUAAACUUUGACUAUGACGAAGAUGAAGAUGAAAAUGGCGAGAUGUCAGAAGCCAGCACAUCUCCAGAGAUACAGUCUCUCACUGAUGCCACUGACAACACAGAACAGAAGGCCAGGGAAGACAGUUCUGACACAGACCUUGAGAUAGAAGAUCCUGAGCGUUCAUUUGCAACCAUAAAGGGUGCAGAGCUGUACACAGAGGCUUGCAAACUGGUGGGAGUGGUUCCUGUCUCAUAUUUCAUUCGGAACAUGGAAGAGCCCAUCAUGAAUCUUAACCAUCAUGGGCUUGGGCCCAAGGGAACUAAAGCUAUUGCCAUUGCCCUGGUUUCAAACACGACCAUCACUCACUUAGAGCUAGAGGAUAAUUGGAUUCUGGGAGAAGGGACCACAUACCUGGUACAGAUGCUGCGUGAGAACUGCUACAUUCAAGAGAUGAAUAUUUCCAACAAUCACCUCAACACAGAUGGAGCUGAAGCUAUCUGCAGGAUGUUCUACUAUAAUAUUUCUAAUGUCCGGGCUGUUCAGCUUGCAGGAAACAACUUCAGGGAAGAGACAGCACUAUAUUUUUCUGAAUCAUUAAUGGUCAAUUAUCGAGUGAUGGAGCUUGACCUCAGUCACAAUGAAUUUGCUGAGAAGGGAGGAGAACAGCUAGGACAGAUGCUGGCAAAUAAUGAAUCACUGGAGAUUCUCAACCUGAGCUGGAAUCAUCUGAGGAUGAAGGGAGCUGUAGCCCUGAGUGCUGGCCUCAGGGCUAAUGGAUCAUUAAAGAUACUUAACCUUGCAUGGAAUGGCUUUGGAAAUGAAGGUGCUCUGGCCCUUGGAGAAGCUCUCAAGGUCAACAUGGUGCUAACUGAACUGGAUAUCAGCAACAAUCACAUCAACAACGAGGGGACUGUAAAGCUGUGCAAGGGCUUAGAAGUUAAUGGAAGCCUUAGAAUCUUGAAGAUGUCUCAUAAUCCCGUGACAGUAGAGGGCGCGAUUGCUCUAGUCACAGCUGUUAGGAAGAAUUCAAAAUCCAGAAUGGAAGAAAUCAACAUCUCAAAUGUGCUGGUGAAUGACAGCUUCAUCAAGCUGCUUGAUUUAGUUUCAGAGAUACGUCCUGAGCUGGAUGUCAUAUACGGAGGAGUUGGAGGCCACAUUGCCAUGAAAACAGAAAGACGUCCAGAUGCUAUGAAAGUGAUUCAGGACUAUGUGGAUACAAACAAGCUGAGACUCUGGGAUUUCUUUAAGAAUAUGGACAAAUAUGGCAACAUGAAGAUUCCUGUGGCAGAGUUUCGGAGAGCUAUGCUCCUGCAAUCAAAGAUUUCCCUCAACCGGGAACAGGUCACAGAACUGGUACGUAAAUUGGACCAUGGCAGGACAGGCUAUGUGGACUACAGUCAUUUUAAAGUUGCGGAACCAGAGCAGGAGCCUAAGGUGGAGGAGGAAUCAGAAGAACUAUAAUCAGGUCCAGCAGUCAGGUCAGCUGGUGAAAGAUGGAAGGAUAAAUCCUGGCAGGAAGCUAAGACAACACACUCUGGUUUGGGGGCUAAGUCCUAGCAACAGAGAAGCUUUUGGAUGGUUAAGGUCUUGACUUUAGAAAAUAAAC